AUGCCCACCGAGGAGGAUCGCCAGCGAUUGCCCGACAUUCACAAAGUCAAGCGCAUGGUAGAAGCUUUUAAGUCGAGCGAAGUGUUGCCCGUCGUCUGGGCCGAUCGUGUAGCGGUUGUGAAGCGCUACAUGCCGAUGAAGGCGCGUCGCAACAUGAUGGUGAGAGUAUCGCACAGGAAUCGCAUCGUGUUCCAGAAGAGACGCGGGCUCGUGCUCCACGCCCAGAAGCCCAGGAUGAACACGAUCCAACCCAACGUGGAUGAGGCAGUCGUGGCAUAG
Parastagonospora nodorum SN15 is the source of this 279-nucleotide messenger RNA. RefSeq lists its product as hypothetical. The record is from RefSeq and is a predicted model, not a curated record. Lineage: Eukaryota; Fungi; Ascomycota; Dothideomycetes; Pleosporales; Phaeosphaeriaceae. Bases 1 to 279 code for a protein of 92 amino acids. The transcript has 2 exons.